GUUUUCAUUCUGGUGUUCAGUCUGGACAACCGUGAGUCUUUCCACGAGGUGCAGCGGCUCAAACAGCAGAUCUACGAGACCAAAUCCUGCCUUAAAAACAAGACCAAAGAGAACGUGGAUGUGCCUCUGGUGAUCUGCGGGAACAAGGGCGACCGCGAGUUUUACCGCGAGGUUCAACGCGACGAGAUCGAGCAACUGAUCGCAGGGGACGAGCAAUGCGCGUACUUCGAGAUCUCCGCCAAGAGGAACACGAACGUCGACCAGAUGUUUCAGAGACUCUUUGCUCUCGCAAAACUACCCAACGAGAUGAGCCCGGACCUCCAUCGCAAGGUUUCCGUGCAGUACUGUGACAUUCUCCACAAAAAGUCUUUUAGAAGCAAGAAGGUGAAGGACGGAGACGCGUACGGGAUCGUUGCGCCUUUUGCGCGCCGCCCGAGCGUCCACAGUGACUUAAUGUACAUUAAAGAGAAGACGAUAGGAGGCGGACAGACCAAAGACAAAGAAAGAUGCAGUAUUAGCUAAAACCGAGCCGUUUAUAGAACUGCUACGGUUAUUAUUAGAAGCACACGGUUGUUGUGCCAAUCCCGGUGACUCCGAAAGAGUCGCGGUCGAACCGGUACAAGUCAUCGGCUGCUGCAGCUCUCACCUCGCGACGUGGACGCGCAUGUAAUCUCGCGAGAUCUCCUGUACAGAAUAGCGACUUUGUUCUGUUCAGUCUGAGCGCUCUGUGAUGUGGCUUGCAAGUAUCAACUCCAUGCUUAAAAAUGUGCUUUGUUUGAAACAUUUGCCUUUUUUGGGUGCUGAACGGAGUUGCAAUGUCAGCUGUUUACUUUUUUUUGUUUUUUUGGAGAAAGAAAUCAACUUGAAUGUUUUAUUGCAUUUUGAACAAUUUUUUUUAUUGUCAAUGAAUGUAUAUUUAUUCUUCUAUGUCAUUGUUGAAUUGAACACAUUGGAAAACUUGAAAUAAAAAACUUUGUCAA
Messenger RNA from Pimephales promelas (fathead minnow), 980 nucleotides. The record is from RefSeq and is a predicted model, not a curated record. NCBI's taxonomy places the organism in Eukaryota, Metazoa, Chordata, Actinopteri, Cypriniformes, Leuciscidae.